GUGUGUUUGUGUGUGGGGGUGCGCGCGCUGUGAGACUGUGUACCGAAAAGCCAGUGACGGAUGUUGUGUAUAUAAGAUCAGUAUUUAAAAAAAAGAUAUGACUACAUAUUCUACCGGAAAUAAGAAAACCUGCAGGCGCCAAUAAAGAGGAGGAACAACGUGGACGCACGUGAAUCUCACUUGUCCAGAGCCAAGACAGAAAGGAAAGGAACGCGUUACCAAGUGCGGUAAAUUGGACUUUCCACCAUCAGCAACCCUCCUGUCUCCUCUUUUCUCUCUCUCUCUCUCUCUCUCUCUCUCUCUCUCUCUCUCUCUCUCUCGCCAUCCCUGCUCCUUCUGUAUAGAUCUCCCCCUCUUCACUCCUAUCAUACCACCCCCCCUCCUGGUCUACUUCCAUGAUCCCCGAAUAGCCUCGUACAGGAGCGCUCCUUAAAUAUCAGUGAGGGUUUGGAGAUUUUCGGGGUGACUUAAGAGAAGCUGGAUAUGGAUUAAAAGGAUAUUGCAAAACUGGAGCAGCACGCAAGACCACGCCGGGGUGGAAGGGGGCGACGGGACUCGGUAAAUUCACGGAGCCCCCGGGACAGAGGAUGUGAUUGGUCCCACCCCAAGAUGACAUCCCCCAAAAACAAAGCCAAGAAGAAACCACCCAAAGACAGCAUGACACUGCUGCCAUGUUUCUAUUUUGUGGAGCUCCCCAUUGUCCUGUCCUCCUUGGUGUCCCUGUACUUCCUGGAGUUGACAGAUGUCUUGUCCCCGGCGAUGGUGGGUUUCCGUUGCCAUGACCGUGACCUCUCAAUGCCCUACGUGGAGACGGGUGACGAGCUCAUCCCUCUGUUAAUGUUGCUGAGUUUGGCCUUCGCUGGGCCAGCAGCCUCUAUUAUGUUGGGGGAAGGCCUGAUGUACUGCAUGCAGUCCAAACUGAAGACUUGUCCCAAAUCAGAAGGCAGUAUAAACGCAGGAGGGUGCAGCUUUAACUCCUUCCUACGCAGAACUGUACGCUUUGUUGGUGUUCAUGUAUUUGGUCUCCUGGCAACAGCCCUGGUGACAGAUGUCAUCCAGUUAGCUACCGGCUAUCACGCCCCUUUUUUCCUCACAGUGUGCCAGCCCAAUUACACGGCCCCGGGAGUGUCAUGUGACAACAAUGCCUACAUCACACAAGACAUCUGCAUGGGAAAAGACCAAUAUGCUAUUUUAUCAGCUAGGAAAACAUUUCCAUCCCAGCAUGCAACACUGUCGGGCUUCGCUGCAGUAUAUAUCUCUAUGUACUUUAAUGUCAGCAUCAACAGCACAACUAAGCUGCUGAAGCCACUGCUGGUGUUUGCUUUCUGCAUGGCGGCAGGCCUCGCUGGCCUGACGCAGAUAACGCAACACCGCAGUCACCCAAUAGACGUCUACGUGGGAUAUCUGAUUGGAGCUGGAAUUGGAGUCUACCUGGCUGUGUAUGCAGUGGGAAACUUCAAAGCAUCAGAGGAAGAUGCUCCUUCUUUACAGAAACUAACCUCAGUCCAUCAGAAAGAGGGCCUCAGGGUGUUAAGUCAGAGGAGUCAUGACUCCCUGUACAGGAAAACUCCCAGAGUGUCUGAGAGUAGGGAGGAGCUGGGAGCCGGGCUGGGGUCUGGAGCCCGCAGUAAGGUGAGGAGGGAGAAGGCAUCCUUGGCCUCCCUGAAACGAGCAAGUGCUGAUGUGGAGCUGCUGGCAACCCGUGGUCCAAUGGGUAAGGAAACUAUGGUAACCUUCAGCAACACCUUGCCUCGAGUUGCAAAUGGCAACAGUCCCAUCUCUCCCUCUGAGGAGCCAAUCAUCACACAGCGUCACAUGACCUUCCAUGUGCCCUUUGACCCCCAAAAGUCUCGACAGCUUGUGUCAGAGUGGAAGCAACGCUCAUUGGAGCUCCGUAGCCAGAGCUCACGAGAUGAAGACGAGGCAGAGGAUGAAAAAGACAGAGGUGAAGGAGCAGCUGCUGCAGGAGACGGAGAAAACCAAGGGAUGCCUUCAUCUCUUUAUCCCACAGUGCAGGCUAACAACAGCACCGCCACACAAGCUGGAGCCAGGAUGGUGGUGGCACCCCCACUAGUUCACAUCCCUGAGGAGGCCUCUCGACCACCACCUGUCUCCCCGAAGAGCGCCAAGACUCGCGCCAAGUGGUUGUCACUCACAGAAGGAGAAAGGGUGAAAGAGCCAGGAACAGGACCCAUUGCCGUGUCGACUCCCCGUGUGCCCAACACACAGCCCAACCAGCUGCCUAGCCAGCAGAGAGUCACUCAGGUCAUAGCCAUGUCAAAGCAACAGAGCCAUGGACCGGCUUCUUCCUCCACGAAGACCUCAGAAGGUGGCUCCUCCUCUGGAGGUGGCUCCAACUGCUCCGAGUCACCAUAUUACCGCAUCCCAUCUGAUCGAGACAGCUGCACCGGAAGCAACCCAGGGAGCAUUGCUGGCAGCGGGAGCAUUGUCACAAUCGACGCUCACGCCCCUCACCAUCCCGUGGUGCGUGUGUCAGCCAGUAAUGGCAAGCCAUGGGAGUGGAGAAACACCAUCAGUGGUAACAUGAUGACCGCUGACACAAUGGGUGACAAACAUCGCUCGGCGCUGCAGCGACAGGACAAUGUCAGCCACUACAGAGAUUACCGGACGCUCCCAGUAAAAACAGACUCACUCUGCUCCUCCACGACCAGUGGUAGUGCCGAGGGAGGAGCAGAUCUGCCUCCUCCACCUCUCCCAACUGCUUCCUCCCCCCUCCCUCCUCCACCUCAGCUAUCAUCACCUCUUCCUCCACCACCUCCUCAUACCUCAUCUUCCCCCAUGCCGCCCCCUCCACACUCAAUCUCCUCUCCAAUGCCUCCACCUCCCCCUCAUACUGCCUCCUCUCAUAUGCCUCCUCCUCCUCACCCAUCUUCUCAGUCUUCUCCAUCCCCUCUCCAGUCUACCCAAAUGCCCCCACCUCCUCACCCAUCAUCCUCCCAAAUGCCCCCACCUCCUCACCCAUCAUCCUCCCAAAUGCCCCCACCUCCUCAUCCAUUAUCCUCCCAAAUGCCCCCACCUCCUCACCCAUCAUCCUCCCAAAUGCCCUUACCUCCUCACCCUUCUUCCUGCCAAUUGCCCCCACCUUUUCACCCAUCUUCCUCGCCAUUGCCACCUCCACCACACCCUUCUUCUAUGCCUCCUCCUCACCCAUCUUGCUCUAGCAUGCUUCCCCCUCCCCCCCACCCUGACCUGCUGAUAGACAGCCACGGUCAGGCACUAUCCCGCUCCUCCACCUUGCCUCGCCGACCCUCCGUCUCCGCCCGCAGCCAUGCUGAGCAGGAGCACUACUACAAAGCCAUGCAGAACGAAAGGAUGUUAUAGUAAACAGGAAUUACGACAGACGUCAUUGUUACAAUACAGAUUUUACUUGAAAAAACUAAGCUGAGCAGACAGUUAAACAAGUCAGGCUGUGACAAAGAAGUUGAGAUUUAUGACUUUUGAAAAAAAUGACAAAAACAUUUGGAGCCACUGAAGGGGUUGAGGACUAUGAGGAGGUCUGGCAGCUUACAAUAUCAGCAGGAAAUCUGUUUUUUUUUUUUUUUUUUUUUUCCUUGCUCACACACAGAGCCAGCCAUGACAAGAGAAAGAAUUGAUCGAAAGAAGAGCAAAAGCGAAGGGUGUAAAAAAUAAAAAAAAAACAAUAUAUAAACCCUGGUUCACUUCUGCUGUCAGCAGUUUCUGAGUUUCUUUAAGACACAUUCAGAGAAGGAACUGAAGAGGCUGCAGCAAAACAAGAGUUAUCACAAUGAAUGGUCUGGGAUUUUCUACAUCAAGUUUCCCUUGAGUGGUAUAUAAGACUGAGAAAACAACUACAGGCAAUGCUAGCUCAUCUUAAGCCACUGCAGCUGUUUGAGGUUGCCAACUAUCACACACCGAGAAUUUCCUGUGUGUUCAGCUGAAAAACUUCAUCGCCCAACAGAGAUGAAAAAUAAAAGAAUCUAGUAAAGUCAAGUUCAGCCACAGGUUUAAGAGUAUGGGGGGUUUAACCCUUCUAAAUAAACAACCCAAAUGGGGAAUUGUAUUUUCAAUGCUGAGGAAAUGUGUCAGUAUCCACCAGAGAGAGCCGGCUUAGGAACCAGGAGGAGGAGUUGGUGUAAGGAGGAUCAUGCACAGUUGGGUACUCCUAUACAGACGUCACUGAAUGGAUUACUGUUGUAAACAUGAGAAGCAGUGAAAUUGAAAGAGAAUUGUUCCAAAAAUGACGAGGGCGACCGAGCUGUGUAAGAACAAAGAGGCAGGCAGAUGGUUGGUUUAAGCUUUGUGUGAAACCUGCCUCUGAACGGUGGUUGAAGCUAAGAGAUAAGUUUGUUUAUCAAACAUUGUUCUUGCCAUUUUGGCUUCUGGCAAAUCACAGUACUGAUGGGAAUAUCAGUGGAGAGUACAUCAUUAUCAUCACCGUAACUGCUAAAGCAGGUUGGGUUGCGGCUUACUGGCUGUAUAAUCAGUCAGGAAUAUGAAACAUUUUUAACAAACAACAUCUCUGAGAUGUCAGGUUGGUUUUUUUAAAAAAAGUCUCUUUGAUAUGCAUCCAUGAUUUUUUACAAAACCUAUUUACUCACAACUUUUUACCCAACUCAAUCUAUUCAAACAUCCAUCAUCAUUUAUAUUUUGCAGGGGCACAAGAUAUUAUGUCUCUAAAUAACCCUUUAACAAGUAUGCCUUAUUAGGAAGUUAGACUUUCCUUUUUUCCCCAAAUGAAAUAACUCUGUUAAGCAGAGGACGGUGUAAACAAAGGUUUA
Melanotaenia boesemani (Boeseman's rainbowfish) is the source of this 4760-nucleotide messenger RNA. It is a transcript of the gene plppr3a, whose product is annotated as phospholipid phosphatase related 3a. Gene Ontology annotation, biological process: phospholipid dephosphorylation; phospholipid metabolic process; signal transduction. Bases 610 to 3342 code for a protein of 910 amino acids. Lineage: Eukaryota; Metazoa; Chordata; Actinopteri; Atheriniformes; Melanotaeniidae. The transcript has 9 exons. Gene Ontology annotation, molecular function: phosphatidate phosphatase activity. The record is from RefSeq and is a predicted model, not a curated record.